Molecule: messenger RNA, 1147 nt
Organism: Macaca mulatta (Rhesus monkey)
Lineage: Eukaryota; Metazoa; Chordata; Mammalia; Primates; Cercopithecidae
Gene: APOM
Product: apolipoprotein M
Biological process (GO): cholesterol efflux; high-density lipoprotein particle remodeling; high-density lipoprotein particle clearance
Cellular component (GO): very-low-density lipoprotein particle; high-density lipoprotein particle; low-density lipoprotein particle
Molecular function (GO): lipid carrier activity; phospholipid binding
Source: RefSeq, a predicted model, not a curated record
UUAGUUUUCCCUAGAACGACUUAUUCAAGGCCAGGGGCUAUGUCUUACUCAUUUUUUUAAUGUCCCCAGGGAUUAGCUAGUUCUUGGGAAACAACUGGGACUCAAAAUAGUUUGCCAAGUGAAUGAUUGAGAGGUCCAAUCAAGCUACUACUUCCCUUCAGUGCUGCACAGUGCAGCAAAUAACCAGCUCAGAUAUGGGUUCAAAGACCACAGGUUUCUCCUUGGACAGCUCAGCUCUCCUCAUAACUCCAUAGUAUGGAGUGGUUGCAUCUGGAAGAGGGGGAGGAAGUUCCAAAUACUAAGUAAUCCAGGUUUGGGUUGGAAAACAAGGUUGAAGUUACUCAUUAGCAGGUGAAAGGGUCAAGGGUCGAAUGCAAGGGAGCUGAAAGCAGAGUGGACUGAGCAGCCAGUAGGGGAGAGCAGUUAAGGCACACACAGCACCAGCUCCCUCCUGCCUGAAGAUGUUCCACCAAAUUUGGGCAGCUCUGCUCUACCUCUAUGGUGUUAUCCUUAACUCCAUCUACCAGUGCCCUGAGCACAGUCAACUGACAACUCUGGGCAUGGAUGGGAAGGAGUUCCCAGAGGUCCACCUGGGCCAGUGGUACUUUAUCGCAGGGGCAGCUCCCACCAAGGAGGAGUUGGCAACUUUUGACCCUGUGGACAACAUUGUCUUCAACAUGGCUGCUGGCUCUACCCCGAUGCAGCUCAACCUUCGUGCCACCAUCCGCACAAAAGAUGGGCUCUGUGUGCCCCGGAAAUGGAUCUACCACCUGACUGAAGGGAGCACAGAUCUCAGAACUGAAGGCCGCCCUGACAUGAAGACUGAGCUCUUUUCCAGCUCAUGCCCAGGUGGAAUCAUGCUGAAUGAGACAGGCCAGGGUUACCAGCGCUUUCUUCUCUACAAUCGCUCACCACAUCCUCCCGAAAAGUGUGUGGAGGAAUUCAAGUCCCUGACUUCCUGCCUGGAUUCCAAAGCCUUCUUACCGACUCCUAGGAAUCAAGAGGCCUGUGAGCUGCCCAGUAACUGACCUGUAACUUCGUCUAAGUCCCCAGAUGGUACAAUGGGAGCUGAGUUGUUGAAGGGAGAAGCUGGAGACUUCCAACUCCCAUUCAAGAUAAUAAAGAUGAUUUUUCAAUCCUCAUCUCA